Cicer arietinum (chickpea) is the source of this 1606-nucleotide messenger RNA. RefSeq lists its product as uncharacterized. The record is from RefSeq and is a predicted model, not a curated record. NCBI's taxonomy places the organism in Eukaryota, Viridiplantae, Streptophyta, Magnoliopsida, Fabales, Fabaceae. Gene Ontology annotation, molecular function: phosphatidylinositol transfer activity.
AUCAUCUCCUCACAUGGAUUCAGACAACAAUCACAUGUGUGAGUGCAAAUAUCGGAAUCAGCAUCCGCAUCAGUAUCGGCAUCGCUAUCUCCAAAAACAUCCUAGUCGUUGUUGUUGAGCCAAAGAAAUAGACAGAGAAGCGGAAGAAGAACGUUGACUUUUCCUAUUUCCAUCCUCUUCUUCAGUCAAAAUUAUACCUCCACCUCUGAUACAAUCGCGCAGUCUCAACUGGUUAGUCAACAAUAUUCUUACAACUCUUUCAAUUUCCAAAGUAUUCAUUAUUGAUUUUUAGAGAAUCUCUACACAGACAACAUGAGUGUAGAUCUAAAGAAAACUGCCUCUAACGGGCAUGAGAAAAUGUUAAUACCACAAGAGCAGCAGGGAAAGAUCAAUGAGAUGAGAAGAUUAAUAGGGCCACUGUCUGGUAAGGCAUCAGUUUAUUGUUCUGACACAUCCAUCUCAAGGUAUUUAAGGGCACGGAAUUGGAAUGUCAAGAAGGCAGCUAAAAUGUUGAAGCAGACCCUAAAAUGGAGAGAAGAAUAUAAACCAGAAGAGAUCCGCUGGGAAGAUGUUGCUCUUGAAGCAGAGACAGGAAAGAUAUAUAGAUCAAAUUAUGUUGACAAAUAUGGGAGAACAGUACUUGUAAUGAGACCUGCUCGUCAGAACUCAAAGUCAACUAAAGGACAAAUUAAGUAUUUGGUGUACUGCAUGGAGAAUGCUAUACUAAAUCUACCACCAGAACAAGAACAGAUGGUUUGGCUGAUUGAUUUCCAAGGUUUCAACAUGUCACAUAUAUCUAUCAAAGUAACACGCGAAACUGCCCAUGUAUUACAAGACCAUUAUCCUGAACGCCUGGGUCUUGCAAUACUGUACAAUCCACCAAAAAUCUUCGAACCAUUCUUCACGAUGGUAAAGCCCAUAUUAGAGACCAAGACUUAUAACAAAGUCAAGUUCGGUUAUUCUGAUGAUCAGAAUACCAAGAAGAUUAUGGAGGAUUUGUUUGAUUUGGAACAUCUUGAAUCUGCAUUCGGUGGGAAUGACAAUACACCAUUUGACAUAAAUAAAUAUGCCGAGAGAAUGAAAGAGGAUGAUAAGAAGAUUCCAGCUUUCUGGACAAGGGAAAACUCUCUGCCCUCAGUUCCAAUUGAUGUUCCUUCUUUAGAUUCGAUAAAAUUAGAAACGGAUUCGGAUGCUUCUGACAACGAGAAAAUAGUUCUUUCCACUGAUCCAGAGACGGGUACUGAUCAAAACUCGGUUAAUCAAGGGGAUCGGAAUGCAAGUGCUGGUAUGCAUUAGAAAGAGAAAUUACACAACUCGAGAGCCUUUGAAAUUAUAUAUAGGCACUGAGGUAAUACAAUGCUGUGACAUUAUUUUCUUGCUUGAAAUUUAGAAUCAAGAGACUUUUUGUUAACUUGAUGGUAUAUUUAAGAUGACAGAUGGAUUUUACUUACUGGAUUGAAGCUUCUGACCUUUUAUAAAUGGGUAUGGAAUGCUUGCUUGUGCCUCUUGCAGUAAAAGUUAACUCUGCCAAGGUUUUCUAUUUCAAACAGCUUCGAUAUUAUGCUACAUUUGAUUUAUUGAUAUGGAAUAUGUUUUGUUAGACUCA